CCAGGCGUCGCCGUCUCCAUCCCGGGGCCGCCUCUGGCUCCGGCUGGGCCGUGCCGCCCGGCCCUGCCCUGCCCGUGUGACGCGGCGGGGCCCCGGCGGCCAAUGGCGGGGGGCGCGGCGCCGCGGGGCAGCGGGCGGGCGGCGCCAUGGAGGAGCGGCCGGCAGGGGCGGCGGAGGAGGAGCGGGUGCUGCGGGACUUGCUGGCCUACUACGCGGCCCGGGGGGCCGAGGGGCGGCUGGCGGCGUGCGACGAGGCCGCCCUGAAGGCGAGGGCUCGGCGGCUGCUGGAGCCGCGGUGGCGGCGGGGCGGCCUGGACGUGCGCGGCGUGGCCGAGCGGUGCCGGCGGGCCCGCGGGCAGCGGGGGGGCGGCGGCGGCGGCGUCCUGAGGGACCUGCUGAAGGCGCUGGAGGUGCUGGAGCUGCUCUGCGUCAACCUGCUGCUGGCCCCCUGGAGGAAGGAGAUCAGGUCGCUGAAGACAUUCACCGGUAAUUUUGUCUACUAUAUUCAAUCUGUGCUCCCAGAUGACAUAGUAAAAACAGUACUGGAGAAAAUAGGUUACAUUGCAACAACAGAAACAGAGUUUUCACUUGUCAGAAAGAGAAACAAUGAGGAAACAAAGCAGACUGCAUUUGAAAUAUUCUUGGCAAGAAUUGAGUGUGAAACCAUCCUCGAAAUGACAAAUGAAGAAAAACAUGGCAAUUUGGAGAAGACCCUGCAGAAGCGAACACAAACGCACUGGCAUCAUGGAAAUAAGGACAAAGAAGAUGAGACACCCCUGAGAGAAGACUCUGAAAACAUAGAAAAUAAAGAAAACAGAGAAACAUCUUUGUGCCUUGCUACGCAACCGAAGUCUUCAACUAAUACCGAUAAAUCCUUUGAAGCUGCUGGGAAUCUUAAGAUCAAAGAUGACAUGCCUCAGUUAGCGGUUACUCAAUCCACUAACAGGCUUCAGGAACACCAAAGGCAAGUCAUUAACACAGCACACUUUCCGGGCAAAUGCUCAGACAGCGAGGACUUCUUGAUCGAAUAUAGUGACAUUGUCAUAAGACAGACACCUAUUUUCAGUGAGAAUCUUUCUCCAAAAGCUUUUGAAAAAAAGCCAAGAGCCAGUCUAAGUGAAGAAUGUGUUUUGGCAGUCACUGCACAGUCAGCUGUAAAUGAGAUCAGGCCUGUGCCACUCUCACCGGGAGCGAGUGGUCCGCCAGCCUUCGCAAUAUUUGCUGACAGCUCCUGUGACAGUCAGAACGCAGUUGGAGUACGAAGCUCAAGAAGUGCCUGAAGAAUCAAUUGAAGCAAAAAUUAACGAUGCCAUAAAUUGCGUAGACCCAGACCCUGCGGACGAACCCAAUGAGCUGAAGUCUCUGCCAUACAAGGACAUUGCCUCUGUCCAAAACUGCGGUGUCACUAAGGAAGAGGAAGUUUGUGAGCUGUCUGUAACCUUCACAAAGCUACAAGUCAAGGACACUCAGGAGGAUUUGAUGUAUCCAGUAGGAGGAAACUGGGCAACCUCAGUCAGUAUCAUAUGCAACUACUAGUGACAGGAAUGUCAGAGAAUUUAAUCAGUCCAAAAUGAAAUGCACAUACCUGACCAAUGCUCAAAUGCAGAACCAAGCAGCUACACGUACUGAGCCAUCUUCAGAUCUGUGCUGUACUACUGGGAGCAUGGAGGAUCCCACUACUGAUUCUGAUAGCAAGAGACUAUUAAUGGAUACUCCUCAUGCACACGUAGCUUGUGAGUGCUUCAGACGUAUUAGAGAGCCCCCAAACCCCACCUACAUUCCACCACGAAGUAUUAAUGUUCAGUCUCCGAGCAGAAGAAGCACCAGUGCACCAGGUAGAAGGAACCUCUUGCAGGCUGAUAGUGAUUCUCCCAAAUCCAGUGAAGUAAAGCUGGAGAACUGUAAUUCUAAAGUAAAUGAAAUCCAGGAGCCUUAUGUCAUUAUUGACAAAAGUGACCAAGGAAUGUUGUGCCAGAACACUUGAUCUAACAGUGCUUUAUUUGUAAUCCCCCCCGGGGUACCCAAUUAGUUUUUGAACAACUAAUUGCUGGAGUCCUGUCAUCAGGGCAAGACUGCCUUCAGCUUUGGAUGGUGGUGAGGAGCAGGAUAAGCAGAUACUGUGAACGUGCACACAGAUUAAUACUUCUGUACGAGGUCUGGCUGGGAUGGAGUUAACUUUCUUAAUAGCAGCCUGCACAGUGGCGUGUUUAGGAGUAGUGGCUACAACUGCUGAUGAUGCCCCAGUGUUCUGGCUGUUGCUGACGAGUGCCUGCACAGCGCCGCUGCCUUCUCUCUUCCUCAUUCUGCCCCCACUCCCCUGAGUAGGCUGGGGGUGGGCAAGGGAUGGGGAGAGGACACAACUGGAACAGCUGACUGAACUUAGCCAAAGAGAUACAACGUGUAACAUCAUGCUUAGCAAUAAAACUGGGAUAGUGGAAGGUGGUGUGUUUUUUUUGUCUGCUUUUGCAUCACUUCUUCCUUCCCCUCUUCCCUUCACUUCCUAAACCUCUUCCAACCCCAAAGUUUCUUGGUUUUGCUCUUCUAUGUUCCUGUCAUGCAGGGAGGUGAGCAAGCAGCUACAUAGGUGCUUAGCUACUCACUGAGUCAACCCACCACAGCCUCCUUGCGCUUCUUUUAGGUAUUUGUGUGUUCUUCCUAAUCAUUUUGUUUUUUCUAAGAUACAUUUUCCUCCUUGUGGGGGGUUAUUAAAGCUGUGCUUUAAAUCUUACGGUGUGUCAAAUAUUCAGAAUGCUAAUUUAAAACUGCUAAAACCCCUUACAAAUGAAGAUGCCUCAAGUAUUUGUGUGACCACCAGUAUUACAGAUCCACACGCCUAACAUCCCAUUUUAAUCUUACCUGUAGCCAUAAGGUAUUAACAGCAGCUUACACAUGUGAAAACACUGCAAGAGGAAACUGAAGUCUACCACUUGAAAAUAGACCAUGUUGAGCAUCUUAACUCCAUUACUGCCCUACUGCUGGGCUUAAACGGUUAACAUCUGCUGCGAUUAGCUGCCACUCUUUAAAUGUUCAACUUCCCCUGACAGGCCUGUUCGCAAUUGCUUCUAUCUUCAUGGUAUAUCUGGCAUAGGACAUAGCUCUUUACUUUGCCCCAUUUUGUGCAGAGUUUUGGACCAGUGUUUUCCAUGUCUAGGAGCUCAUGGGCAACCUGACAGAGGGAAAACAAAAUACAGGUAGGGUCUUUCUGAAGAGCUGACUUGCUGACAAAGCACCACAGCCCGUAGCUCCACCAAAUCACAGCAGUGCUGGUGGAGAUUAUGACAUGAGUAAUAUUAAUGUAUCUUUUUUCUGCAUGAAGCCCACCAAAGAAACAGUUAAACUGCACAACAUUUAUGGAAUAUAAAAGGGCUCUGAGAAUCUACUUUUUGUUCAUGUUUUUGUACCUGGAUCACUCUUCUCUGUGUCAGACUGGCCAGGAUUGUUAAGUGUUCUGCCUGCCUUUGUAGGGAGAGCUACUGUCCACUUACAGGACCUGAAUAUUUUCAUCUGAGUUUCUUUCUGCCACAAGGACAUCUUUAACUUCUCUUCCUAUGCAAACAGUAGUUUUUUUGAGGUCUUGUACUAGAAACCACUGUCUUUGCUAAGUUCUGGUGUCUCUAGAGACAACAGCUUUACUGGUAGAGAUACUUGUGAAAAGACUGGAGUUGAAAACCAACUGAAAGAAAAGUAAUAUUCAGCCUUGGGGCAACAGUCUUCUGUACAACUGCUUGCACAUCGGCAAGGCAGAACUGGGCUUAAAAUCCUACUUGCACAUAUAGUUAGACCUGAGAAGAGGAACAGACAAAAGGGACUGUGAUUUCUGACCCUGUGUGCUAGUGCCCUCCUGUCCUUGUUACUAAUGCCCACUGCACCUCUCCUUGGCUAAUUGACUUAAAUGAGAGCAACCACUUCAGCAGCACUGCUAGCCAGCAAGAGGGCUGCCUGAGACUCUUUCCAAAGGAGGGUGAUUUGUGUUUGUGAAGUGUGUGCCCAUCCCCUUGUGUGCUGUCAACUGUAAUUGUGCUACAGCUGGUCCUGAUUGUCAAUGAAUUGAAUGGGGAUUUACUGUUUUUUAUGGCUUUCCAUUAUAGAGACACAAGGCCAACUUUGUUCCCAAAUUUAUAUGCUAUGCACAACCACUUUGAAUGGCUCAGCUCUCCCAAGCCUUGGAUUAGAGAAAUUCUCUUUUGAUCUGUGCAGACACAGAGCUUAGGCAGCAGAACCAGUUGCUGAAUGAUACUAUUCAAUCACACCACCUCUCCCCCACACGUCUCAGAAUAGUCAUUUUCCCUCCCCUUAGCAUUCAUAUCACACGUGCAUUUUUGCCCUGUCUGGAGCUAAGGUGCUCAACAGUUUGGCUUUAGAAUCAACUGUUUUGUUUAUAAAUCCAAGAACAAAAUUUCAUUGGGAAGACAAAAAUGCCCAGCAUGCAGGCCCUGAAUGAACAAACAACUACAAUUUGUGUCAGAUUAUAAGCAAAGGUCAAAAACAAUAUAUCCCCAAGACAUAAACAAAAGCAUACCUGAGAGGGACUGCGAAGCACUUGCAAAGAUAAAUGUCUGUACUGUUGGAGUUGAUGCAAAGAGAAAAAAAAAAACUCUCUGAAAUAUCACAUUUAUUUAACCUAGUAUCUAAACACAGAGAUGAACCAGUAACCGACCACCACUGCUACAGGGUCCACCCACUGAAAAUUUAAUGGCACAGUUCUCUAAGUGAGACAGACGAUCAAAUACCUACGUGGCUCAUUUUCACAGCAUUAAAUAGUAAAAGGACCAAAAAAAAUAAAAAACCCACAACCUGUGGUUUAUAGGAAUUCCUAUUCCUAUAAGAAUUCCUAUAAACCACAGGUUGUGGAAUAGGAAUGUGUAUAGGAAUAGGAAUGGAAUACAGUGACAUCUGCAGAGCAGCAUACUCACAGUCCUAAUAACUUAGUAUUUACCGUGGAGGGAUGCACUGCUAUCAGACUCUAGGGUGGAGCAGAAGAUUCACCUCAAAGCCCCCUGACAUAAAAAUAAGAUCAAGUAGCAUGUACAAAAGACAAGUAAAAAAGUGUUUCUCUAUUCUGCCACUCUCCUGUUUGACCUCUGUAUGUGUUCUGAGACAGAUCACUGGUAGGAGCAUGUUUACCCAUCACUUAGCAAAAUGGUGCCCUGAUCCUAAUAUAGCACAAAUAACUAUCACAAGCCAGUCUCUCUUAAAAAAAAAAAAAAAAAAAAAAAAAAAAA
Molecule: messenger RNA, 5222 nt
Organism: Anas platyrhynchos (mallard)
Lineage: Eukaryota; Metazoa; Chordata; Aves; Anseriformes; Anatidae
Cellular component (GO): cytoplasm
Source: RefSeq, a predicted model, not a curated record